Molecule: messenger RNA, 3572 nt
Organism: Corythoichthys intestinalis (scribbled pipefish)
Lineage: Eukaryota; Metazoa; Chordata; Actinopteri; Syngnathiformes; Syngnathidae
Product: zinc finger protein 516-like
Exons: 5
Coding region: 505-2871 (788 amino acids)
Biological process (GO): regulation of DNA-templated transcription
Cellular component (GO): nucleus
Molecular function (GO): DNA-binding transcription factor activity, RNA polymerase II-specific; RNA polymerase II cis-regulatory region sequence-specific DNA binding
Source: RefSeq, a predicted model, not a curated record
AGAUAGCCAGCAGUAGCAGCAUCACCGUCGCCGUCUACUUGUUGGGGGGUGGCGCUCACGCACGCACGCCACGCCACGCCACGCACGCACGCGGCCACCAGGCGGAGAUGCUCUUCUGUUAUUAACGUUAAUAACGUUAUCUCCCGCGUCACUCGCCUCCAGGAACGAGACGGCACCCGCUGCCCGCACCGGCACCAGCGGCACCAGCAGUGACCUCGAGGGACCGCGACCGGCCGGCUCAGGUGCACCGACCGUGAUUGGGACGACGACGACGACGACGGUAGCGACAAAGUUGAAGCCACCAAGUAUGUCGCCAUUGUUAACGAGUAAUGAUGGGAUUCCUCCGCGUUCGGCCCUCUGAGCGAGGUUCGCCUGAGUGAAAUUAUAUCAGAAUGGCUGGAUGACCCCGAAGCAUCACUCUACUCUUUUUCCAUCAACCUACCAACUCUCUGAAAUCGACCUUGUCAUCAAAGUUAUCUCUUACCCACACCGCUCAAAGAAUUAAUGGAGACCAAACUGAGGCAGGAGGAAGAAGCACCGGCAAAAGAAGGCGAGAUGGAGGAAGACCCCGCUUCGGGCCACACGUGCGGCGUGUGCGGCCGCAGUUUCCCACUUCUCAGCUCGCUUUCGCAGCACAUGCGGCGGCACACUCGCGAGAAGCCGUACAAAUGCCCCUACUGCGACCACAGGACGGCGCAGAAAGGAACCCUCAAGGCACACAUCCGAAGCCACAAACUAGGCCUGCUAGGCCUCAGCGACCGGCAGAAGGAAGACGAGAUACCCGACGCUCCUGAAAUGGUAAAAAAGAAAGCGAACAAGAAAAAAGGUAAAGAUUUGGAGGCUGACAGAGUGGACUUUGGGCCAUUUCCCGAGGCGCCGCUGCUCAAAUCGCAUGUGAAGCGUCUCCGUAACGCGCAGGACCACGGCUGUCGCAUCUGCGGCCGCCGUUUCCGCCAGGCGUGGUUCCUGCAGAGCCACAUGCGCAUCCACCGGGUAAAAGCGCAGUUGCGUGGCGGGAAGGGCGACGAGCCGCCCCUUACUGUCAACGGCGUGCCGCAGGACCCCGCCGCGCUCGCCAACGACGAGUGCCUCUACGAGCUCUGUGGUAACUGCGGCCACUUCUUCACGGACUGCAAAAACCUACGCGUACACGAAAGGUUACACAAGCACAGCCAAAACGCACCGCGGGACCUGGAGGCCUCGCAGCUGACCAAGACGCGAUUUUUGGAAAGCCUCAACCUCACGCGGGUGACACCAAAGGAAGCUCAAACGGACCUAGGACGGAGAAUCCCAGAACUGGACCCGUUGUGCAGCUACCAAGCUUGGCAGUUGGCCACAAGGGGGCGACUGGCGGAAGUUGGCGAGAAAUGCCUCGGCUGGGAAGAACGGCUCGCAGACGCCGAGGUGGUGUACAACACGGCCAAAGGAGAAUACGUGCCCGUCAAACCGGAGAAGAAGAGGAAGCCCGUCGACGUGCCUGCCUCCAUUGCCAAGAAGAAGAAGGGCGACACUGGUUCUGUGGGCGGCGACAAAAAGAGUUGCCUGAAAGAUCGCAUCUUGCUGAACGGACUCGGACAAGCCUUUUAUGAGGCGCUGCAGCACAGAUCCAGCAAAGAUACACACAGCAACAGCAGCAGCAAUCAGGAGCAGGAAGAUGAAAAAAAGCCUUUACUGUGCGAGCACUGCGACUUCCACACGUCGGACGCGUCACUCCUCAGCUCUCACGUGCACACGCAACACCGGGACAGCAAACCGAGCACGACUUUGGACAAAGCGGCUGGCCAAAGUGGCUCCACGGCCUCCAGAUACGUGGACUACCUCCGGAAAAGAAGCGCUCUGCUUUGUCAGCCGUAUUGGAACCCCUUUCCCGGCUUGCCCGGUGAAGUGACCGUUAAGACGGAAAAGUCCAGCGAGGCGGGGACGGCGAGCGAUUUUGUGAGUCUUCUCAACUUGUCGGCACUCCCGGACAAUAAAGGACAGGACUCGGUUAAAAAAGAAGGCCUGCUUAGACAUCAGUGUCCGUAUUGUUCCCACGCCACCUGCUACCCUGAAGUUCUGUGGAUCCAUCAGCGGGUGUUGCACAGAGUCGGAAGCGGCAGCUCUGCCGCCCCCAAGUGGGCGCCCUGCUCUAAUGGCGCCCGGGGUCCGAAAACCUCCCGUUGGAGGCGCACGGGACCGCCGCCGUUCCUUGAAGGGAAAGACUGCCCUGCGUUGCCAGCGCCUAAAAGCCAACGCACGCAACCGCCGGCUGCUGGCGACACCAACCCGCCGCCCGUUAAGCAGACGCCCGCCAAGAGUCAAUCGGUUGCCAAGUCCAAGCCCAAAGAUGUGAAAGCUCCAGAUUCACGCCCAAGGGUGAAGUCAGAGCUGAAGCGUACGUCCGAAGGCGCCGGCAAACCCAGCUCGUCCGGUAAGAGUGUCUCCGUUAGAACCGUGGAGGAGGGCAGCUUUCCAAAGGAGGGCCUCGGUUUUAUGUUGAGUCACGGCGCGGCUUCAUCCGACUUGGAUCGACAGCGCCCCCAGAAGCUCCCCUCUCCCAGUCCCAAGGGGGCCGACCUCUGGGCCGCUAUGAGCAUGUGGGGCCACCGCGCCUACUUCGAACCGCUCCUGUACUCUCAAACAAAAAGUAACGCGGCGGUCGCGGACACCCCUGCGGACUUUGACGUGGUGAGCCUUCUGAAGAGCUACAGUCCACACGAACUGGCGGCUCUCUACCAGCACUGGGGCUUUGUGGACCCCAGACUGGAUCCACAGGCAAUGCUGCGACUCAACGGCCAUUUUGCAAAUGAAGUCCAUUCUUCCACUGAAGCUUCCAAACAAGUGACCAGCCGUUCCACUUCCACCUCAGGGUCUCUCCAUAAAGGAACGUGAUGACCAUCAAAAAUACCCAACAUGACAAGAAGACAAUAUAUGCAAAGACAUUCGGUGGACUCAUUGUUUUAUUUCCAUUUGUGUAUGUACACCGGUACAAAAAAAAAAAAAAAAAAAAAAGAAAUGAGCUGAUAAAUAUGAAGUUUGGAAGGUUAACAUGACCCAGAAUAUGUGAUUAAUGAAAUUAAGUUCUCAGUUUUUCUUGUUUUCAUUAAUAAUGCCAUAAAUUGUGCGUAUUUGUAAUGAGUGUUUAUUCCAUUUUUUUUUUUUUUUUUGUUCUCAAAGAACCUCAAGUCAUGAAAUAGUUUUAAGACAUCAGACUUAGAUGCUGGAAUAAAAAAUCGAAUUAAUUAUUUUCAUAGACACUAUUGUAAACAGAUCUGUCACCAUGCGAAGUUCAGGUCCAAAGACGUCGUCUUAUUCACAUUUUUCCUUAUUUUAUGUGCUUGUGUUUCUACUUAAUUAGUGUGUUUCUAUUUGUAGUUUUGUACUGUAUUUUUUAUGUCCCAUAGACAAAAUGUGUUUGUACCAAAAGAAAAAGCCAUCAAAAGUUGUGGGAUAUAAAAGUGACUGAAAUUUUUAUGGAAUAGUUCUAUUUAAUUGUCUGUGUUGAUUCCGAGUGGAAUUGAAACACUCUUUGAGUACUUGAUAUUUGUAGAUGAAAAUGUUCAGAUAGAGAUAAUAAAGACUGUUGUACGUGU